Molecule: messenger RNA, 1559 nt
Organism: Oncorhynchus kisutch (coho salmon)
Lineage: Eukaryota; Metazoa; Chordata; Actinopteri; Salmoniformes; Salmonidae
Product: olfactory receptor 2AT4
Exons: 1
Coding region: 18-962 (314 amino acids)
Biological process (GO): G protein-coupled receptor signaling pathway
Cellular component (GO): membrane
Molecular function (GO): olfactory receptor activity; G protein-coupled receptor activity
Source: RefSeq, a predicted model, not a curated record
UCUACUAGACCAUCAUCAUGUCAGUGAGGAAUCACAGCUUUGUGACAGAGUUUGUCAUCGUUGGUUUCCCUGGACUUCAGCCAGAGUUCUACGGUCUUGCCUCAGCUGUAUUAUUGAUUGUUUAUUGUUGCACAUUAAUAGGAAAUUUUGCUGUUCUUAUCUUGUUUGCAACUCCUAACAUUCUCCAUAAACCGAUGUAUAUUAUCAUUUUGAAUCUGGUUGUGUCUGACGUGCUAUUCAGCACCACCACUUUACCAAAGAUUAUUGCCAGGUAUUGGUUUCAGGCAGGGGCAGUUUCUUUCAUUGGUUGUUUUUUGCAAAUGUACUUAGUUCACUAUUUUGGAUCCGUAACUAGCUUUCUCCUAUUGAUAAUGGCUUUAGACAGAUAUGUAGCAAUCUGUUUCCCACUCAGAUACCCAAUGAUCAUCAAAAACUCCACGAUUCAUAUACUCAAUGCCACUGCAUGGAUUGUUGCAAAAGCCUGCCCAUUGAUGAUGGUAAUUAGGGCCUAUCCUCUUCCUUACUGUGACUCAAACACAAUCUUGCAGUGCUUCUGUGAUCAUAUUUCUAUAACAAAGCUUGCAUGCACUGAUAGGGCCCCUUAUAGUUUUCCUGCUUUUGUUACAGCAAUGGUGGUAUUACUGGGACCUCUAGUCUUUAUUAUAUUCUCAUAUUGCUCUAUUAUUGUGGCAGUUCUUCAGAUUGCGAGCCCCCAAGGCCGCCUCAAAACCCUUUCUACCUGCAGUAGUCAGCUGAUCAUCAUUGCCCUGUAUUAUCUCCCCAGGUGUUUUAUUUAUCUGGCCAGUAAUAUCGGCAUUAGAUUCAGCACUGAUUUACAUAUUGUUAUUAUCAUGUCGUAUAGCUUGCUCCCUCCUAUGAUCAAUCCACUGAUAUACUGUUUCAAGACAAAAGAUAUGAAACAGACCUUGAUGAAAAAAUUCAAGAAGUCAACUGCUCCAUAAAAAGAGAAUGUCUUUGAUGUAAGCCAAUGCUUAAACUGUUAUUAUGUUUAGAAAUACUUGUCCCUACAAGAAUACCAACUGAGUACCAUAUCCUAAAUUGACAUCCAAAAUUUACAUAUAAAGGGAAAGGAAAAGGGGGAUACCUAGUCAGUUGCACAACUGAAUGCCUUCAAUUGAAAUGUGUCUUCUGCAUUUAACCCAACCCCUCUGAAUCAGAGAGGUGCGGAGGGCUGCCUAUAUAAGGCCCUGCCUCUGUGUAGCAGUAGAUAACGCCUUGUUAGAUUGGCACAGAUAGAGCAUUUAGUGUUUAAUGUUGGACAAAGAUUAUUAUGUAUUUAGUUAUUUCAAAUAUAGUUGUUUCUGAUAUUGUCUUUAGUACAACAACAUUACUCAAGAUUAUUGCCAGUUAUAAGCCAAUGAUUACAUUUGUUUUGGAUCAGUUUCUUUUAUUAAUUUCAGAAGUUCCUACAACAAUAUGAACUGAUUACCAAAUCCUACCUUGAAAUCAAAAACUUACAUUCAGUACCUUUAGAAAGUAUACACACCCCUUUACGUUUUCCACACGUUGUCGUGUUACAACCAUUAAUUAUUUUUUUU